Mugil cephalus (flathead mullet) is the source of this 2075-nucleotide messenger RNA. RefSeq lists its product as uncharacterized. The transcript is spliced from 13 exons. Gene Ontology annotation, molecular function: protein binding. Lineage: Eukaryota; Metazoa; Chordata; Actinopteri; Mugiliformes; Mugilidae. Bases 88 to 1836 code for a protein of 582 amino acids. The record is from RefSeq and is a predicted model, not a curated record.
GGCCUAUCAGACAUUACUACGGGACUUCAAGGUCGCACGAGAGGUGUGCGGGAGAGUUGCAUCUCCACUCGUUGUCCGAAGAACAACAUGGGGAGGCUCAAUUUUUAUGUCCUUUGGUCCCUGCGUGACGCCCCACGACAGUUCAUAAGCAAACGGAACCGGAGGUGCUUUCAAGUCCACGUCCCGCUGCCUCUUCCCAAGCAGCUGGUCAUCUUCGGUCUUGGAGAAUGGAAAUGCAGCGAGACCGUUUCAGUCGAGGUUCUUGUCAGUGCAGACGUAGAGGCCCAGAAAAUUGGGACUCUCUCCACUGAAGUAAGGUGCCUGACCUGGGAAGGUGACUGGAGCGCUGACAUGGCUGCAGAGAGAGGAAGGAGAGGAGUUUAUGGCAAGAUUGUGCUCACAGUAUGCGAGCCGCAGGACAACACUGGUGUCUUCAGCAGCACCCCUUUGGUUGAGAGAAAAUGUCUAUUCCCGGAUCAGCGCGACGUGUCCGACCUCUCCAGCACAUUACACCAAAGUGUUGAAAAUGAAACGAUAACGUCAAACGUGUCACAUCUGGGCGAGAGCGUCUGCUGUGCUGAGAUCCAAGUGAAUAAAAUAGACACCACUGACUCUGCUGUGGCGAAUAAACCUUCAGUUUGGCCCACGGAAAAGACGCCGAGACGCACAGUCAUUAGUAAGAGAGGCCACCUGACGUGGAGCUCCGAGGACAUGGACAGCCUCGCCGAGGACAUAGACCAAGCUUCGACGCCCAAGAAAAGGAGGCUGUGCAGGAUGAACAGCCAAGAAGAAAUGACUUUGCAGAUAAAGAACGAGAACAGAGAAGCUUCGGUGUGUCCGUCCAAGCGCUGGAGCCAUACUAUGUGUCUGAGUGACUCUGAUACUGCCAUCCUCAUCGGAGGGGAGAGUUCAGAUCAAACCUACUGCAAGGACUCGCUGUGGAAGCUUGAGUUAGACAAUGAUUUCUGGUUCCCCGUGAACUCCUCUGCUCCUGGUACUGAACCACCAUGUGCACGAGGACACACCGCAACCUACGACCCAGUCUCUAAGGCCGUCUUUGUUUACGGUGGCCUGAGGGAGGGUCAGCGCUGCAGCGAGCUGUACAUCCUCAAUACUCUGACCUGGAAGUGGAAACUUGUCACGGCAAAAGGGAAUGUUCCAAAUGUAGCCUAUCACUCCGCCGCCUUUUACAAGAAAGAGCUUUACGUCUUUGGAGGUGUUCAGCCAAGCCACUGUUCGGGAGAUAAAUCCUGCACUAAUGCUCUGUACAUCUUCAACCCGGAGUUUGAGCUGUGGUACCAGCCCAUCGUGGAGGGGGACAGACCUUUGCCUCGGUUUGGACACUCGGUCACACUGCUCCCUCAGAAGUUGGUCAUAUUUGGUGGAAGGAAGACCGCUGUGUAUCUUAAUGAUCUCCACGUUUUAGAUCUAGGAUUCAUGGAGUACACAGCUGUGAAGUGUGGGAACAUGCCACCACUGCCUCGAGGGUUUCAUGCAGCAGUCCCAGUUUCAGACAACAGGAUUGUAAUUAGCGGAGGCUGCAGUGCAAUUGGAGCCCUGCAAGACGUCCAUAUCUUUAACACUGAUACCAACAUGUGGAGUUCAGUGGCGUCGCCCCUGCUCUGCUCCAAGCCUCGUGCUGGACACAGCAUGCUAAAUUUGGGCUGCAGCAUCCCUACAGAUCCUGAGCAUGGACAGGAUAAAAUCAAUAUCCAGUUCACAUUGCUGGUGUUCGGUGGCUCAGACUGCUGUGGCUCAUUUUACAACGACACAGUCAAGUGCACGGUGGAGAUUCCUGGGGACAAGUCAUCGCAUUUAAAUAGUGUCGGGAUUUGACAGAAGAUUUACAUUUGGUUGUUUUUCUUGUUCUUUGUGUAUUUACUGUGAUUCAUUUUAACGUGGUAUGAAUUUUACUGCUGCAAGCAGUGAUACAAGAGGUUUUGCACUUUGCAUAACAAAUCUGUGAACUGCAUAUUUUACACAUCACCUGAUGUCUUUUUCUCUUCUCUUCUAACUGUUGAAAUGAGUAAAUUUAAGUUAAAAUUAAAUUUGAUAUUAAAAUGGUUAUAUUUUAA